AUGGUAAAUCAAGUACAUCAGCUCUCGUACAGCCCCUUGUCGGCGCACGCAUUUAAUGCCGAUCGCUCCAAGGUUGCUGUUUCGCCUAAUACAAAUGAGAUUUUCAUUUUUUCUCAGUCACCUCAAGGCUGGGUCCUUGAGCACACACUCUCAGAACAUGACAAAGUAGUUACAGGCAUUGACUGGGCACCGCACACGAACCGCAUCGUUAGCUGUUCGCAAGAUCGUAAUGCCUAUGUUUGGACUCUUAGCGGUUCAGUGUGGAAGCCCACGCUGGUUCUCCUCCGCUUGCACCGUGGAGCUACAGCUGUGCGCUGGAGUCCAAAUGAAGACAAAUUUGCUGUUGCUAGUAGUGCGCGCAUUAUUUCGGUGUGCUCUUUCGAAGAGGAUAACGAUUGGUGGGUCGCUAAGCACAUCAAGCGUCCGCUUCGUUCUACCGUUACAUCAAUCGAUUGGCACCCAAACAAUGUACUUUGGCCUGCAGGCUGUGCCGACUUUCAUGCUCGUGUAUUCAGUGCCUAUAUUAAGGGCGUCGAUACAAAGCCGCCUCCCAGCGUGUGGGGCGAACGUCUGCCAUUUGGCACGGUGUGUGGGGAGUUCCCGACACCAUCCGGCGGCUGGGUUCACGGCGUUGCUUUUAGUCCUAGUGGUGAUGCGCUUGCUUAUGUGGGACAUGAUGCGUCUCUUACAGUUGUGUACCCUGCAGCGCCGGAGUCACCGCCACAGGCCAUGCAUGUCAUCCGUCUCCCAAGUCUUCCGUAUAUGACGCUUCUUUUCAUUAGCGAGACGGCUCUUGUUGCUGCUGGGCACGACUGCCAGCCGAUGGUAUUUGAAGGCUCGAUUGACAACGGCUGGAAACUCACCCGCAGCCUCGAUACUGUUGGCACUGCCGCGUCAAAACCAAAGCCGCCGCCGCCGCCGCCUAAAAAGCCAGGACUUGGUGCCCCUGCAGCCACCGCAUCAUCUGGUGGUGUUGGUCGGCUUAACAAUGAAGCAUUUGCUCGCUUCCGCGAAGCAGACUCCCGUGGAAAAGCAGCUGCUCCUUCAACUCUUUCCACUGACAGUACGCCCCAAUCAUUUGGAGCCGUGGCCGGCGCUAGCAUUGCCGACGAUGGCGAGCUUCACACGACUCAUCAAAAUACGAUUACUGACAUUCGCAUCUACUCUGGUGCUCGUGAUCACGUCGAAAGUAUCAGUACAAGUGGCGUUGACGGUCGUUUGUGCACAUUCGAGACAAACAAAGGUAGCACAGCCAUUGCUCCCAUUCUCCGAGGCAUUCAGAGUAUGCAGAUCGUGUAG
Messenger RNA from Malassezia globosa CBS 7966, 1299 nucleotides. RefSeq lists its product as uncharacterized. NCBI's taxonomy places the organism in Eukaryota, Fungi, Basidiomycota, Malasseziomycetes, Malasseziales, Malasseziaceae. The coding region runs from base 1 to 1299 and encodes 432 amino acids. Gene Ontology annotation, cellular component: actin cytoskeleton; Arp2/3 protein complex. The transcript has a single exon. The record is from RefSeq and is a predicted model, not a curated record. Gene Ontology annotation, biological process: Arp2/3 complex-mediated actin nucleation. Gene Ontology annotation, molecular function: actin filament binding.